Messenger RNA from Caenorhabditis briggsae, 1407 nucleotides. Gene Ontology annotation, molecular function: protein binding. Gene Ontology annotation, cellular component: nucleus; cytoplasm. Gene Ontology annotation, biological process: intracellular signal transduction. The transcript is spliced from 8 exons. NCBI's taxonomy places the organism in Eukaryota, Metazoa, Nematoda, Chromadorea, Rhabditida, Rhabditidae. Bases 1 to 1407 code for a protein of 468 amino acids. The record is from RefSeq and is a predicted model, not a curated record.
AUGAUGGAAAGCCACGACGACUUCGAAAGUCAGAGCCAACUUCAGAGAGCGCUCGCCGACAAAAUCACAAACUAUGCGCCGAUCGAGGAAAUCCGCUACGUCCUUAUGCGUGGAGCACAGGUUGAUGGACAAGUCACCGCCGGGCUGACACCACUCCAUUACGCCUGUUAUAUCAACUACCAGGCUGCAGCGAAACUUCUAUUAAAUCUUGGUGCAAAGGUUCAAGCUGUUGACAAUAUUGGCUGUUCUGCGCUCCAUCUUUGUGCCGAACACGGACAUUACAGAAUGAUCAAGCUGCUUUUACAGUACAUGAAGGUCGUUGAACAGUACGAGACUCCCGAGUUUCGCGUUGGAGACAAAUAUCCACAACGAGAGAAUGUUGACGAGCCACUCCGACUUGCAAUCAAGAAUGGCCACUAUGACUGCGCCCGUCUACUCCUUACAAAUGGAGCUAACGCAAAUGCCAUCUAUUUCGACGGGCCUGAAAUCACUCAAGUGAGCCCAUUGGACACCAACUUCUUGGAGCUUCUCCUCGAAUUUGGAGCCGAUCCAAAUGUGUUCGACCGUAAGGGUCUCACUCCGAUCAUGAAAGCGUGUCGUAUGAAGGACAAAGGUAUUGAGGCUAUCCGUAUCUUGUUGAAGUACGGAGCUGACAUCAACAAGUUGUCUCCAGAACGACAGGAUCACAGAAGUGCCCUCCAUUUUGCACUUCUUUCUGGAAAUCAUGACUUGGUGAAGUUCCUUAUUGCGAAUGGAUGUAAUGUGAAUAUGGAUGAAAAGUACGAGAAACCAUCUCCAAUUGAUAUUGCUGUUUUGAAAGAUGACCCUAUUCUUCUCAAGAUUUGUCUUGAUGCCGGAGCCAAUCCAAAUGCCGUUCACACUUAUAUCGGAUCUUGCCUUCACCUGGCUUCCUGCUCUACACUUCUCAACCAAUACAAAAUCAUCGAGCUUCUCUUGGAACAUGGAGCCGAUAUGAAUCUCCAGCACCAAUUCCCAGAUGGCUCCCGCUUGAAAAGCCCAUUUGUUGAGUACUUCCGUUCCAAUGACAGCAUCGAUGCCAAAGUUGUGAAGCUUUUCAUCACUCAUGGAGCCAAGGUUGUCAUGAGAAACCCCCUCCAUGACUGCCGUGGACAACUCCGCAAUGUUCUAAAAUUGGCUGCUCUCCAGAAUCAACCAGAAGUUUUGGAACUUCUUCUGGGACUUGGUGAGCAGUACGACAACAAAGCAAUUGAGAGGCUUCCGUUGCCUUCUGAGUUGAAGACACAUAUUAGUGAGAGAGCCAAAAAUCCACACAGUCUUCAACACUUGUGCCGUAUUCAAAUCCGUGACACCGUUCAAACGUCAGAGUACAAAACCCUCCCAAUUCCAGAGUUUCUAAAAGCCUACCUCUUGGGAUUGAUCCCAUAG